GACUUUUUUGCCAUGCCACGAAAUUCUAUAGUACAAUUACAGCAACCAGCGACUCGAGGAGUAGGAGAGACGACUGCGAAGUGCGAACAGAAGUUCAGCGGCGCCCAACAGCAUUCGUUCCUACUUCCAAAUGAGGCUGUUAACUCACAAUAUGCUAUCAUCCAACAUCAAGGGAGUCGCAAAUGGAUUUCCGCUGAAGAUCGAAGUUGAGAAAGUGGUAGCGAAGGAGGUCGAUUUCAACAUCGACUUCCUCAAGAACAUGUUUCAUAAAGUUGAAUGGAAGGCACUGGCGGAAGCUUCUAGAACCAUGGGCUAUGCCGAGCUGCCUGAGAAAGCUGAUGCGGCUAUACUCGAGUCCGAUGAUUUUCUUCAUAAGUUCCACCAUGCCCUACUUGAGCUUCAUCUGGAAGAGGGUGCCUUGGUUUGUCCCGAGACUGGCCGCAAAUUUCCUGUCACUAAAGGCAUUCCUAAUAUGCUCCUUCAUGAAGAUGAGGUUUGAUUUUUAUUUCUCUUUUUGGGUAUUGAUGUGUUUUGCUUUGGAAAUGGGGGCUAGGGUUUUUGAUAUUAGGGUUUAAGGAGUUGGUUCGAACCAUUUUGAUUGUAAUGUGAUAGCCUUGUCGAUAUUAUGGAGUGAUUAUCAGAACUUCUUUGUUCGGAAAUUAUUGAACGUUCAGUUUCCUAUC
Messenger RNA from Nicotiana tabacum (common tobacco), 683 nucleotides. RefSeq names its product multifunctional methyltransferase subunit TRM112 homolog A. Gene Ontology annotation, biological process: peptidyl-glutamine methylation; tRNA methylation; rRNA (guanine-N7)-methylation. The record is from RefSeq and is a predicted model, not a curated record. Lineage: Eukaryota; Viridiplantae; Streptophyta; Magnoliopsida; Solanales; Solanaceae. Gene Ontology annotation, molecular function: protein heterodimerization activity.